Panthera uncia (snow leopard) is the source of this 1058-nucleotide messenger RNA. RefSeq names its product neutrophil elastase-like. Lineage: Eukaryota; Metazoa; Chordata; Mammalia; Carnivora; Felidae. Gene Ontology annotation, biological process: proteolysis; acute inflammatory response to antigenic stimulus. Bases 108 to 968 code for a protein of 286 amino acids. The transcript has 5 exons. The record is from RefSeq and is a predicted model, not a curated record. Gene Ontology annotation, molecular function: serine-type endopeptidase activity.
ACCCUGCGGAGCCAACCCCGGCCCCUUGCACCCCCCCAACCCUGGGCGGGGAAGAGGAAGUGGGGACACCUGGCCCCACCGUGGGGCAAGGGCAACGGCCUCCGGGGAUGGGGGCUAUAAGAGGGGCAGGUGGGCACAGGGGUCAGAGACGCCAGAGCCCCAGCCCGACCAUGACCCCAAGCCGCAGAUCCACCGGCCCUGCCCUCGCCCCCGUGCUGCUGGCCAUGCUGCUGGGUGGCCCUGCACUGGCCUCGGAGAUCGUGGGCGGCCGCCCGGCCCGGCCCCACGCAUGGCCCUUCAUGGUGUCUCUGCAGCUGCGUGGAGGCCACUUCUGUGGUGGCACACUCAUCGCCCCGAACUUCGUCAUGUCGGCUGCCCACUGCGUGGACGGCCUGAACUUCCGGUCGGUGGUGGCAGUGCUGGGGGCACAUGACCUGCGGCGGCGAGAGCCCACCAGGCAACUGUUCACCAUCCAGCGGGUCUUUGAAAACGGCUUCGACCCCCAGAGGCUGCUGAACGACAUCGUGAUUCUCCAGCUCAAUGGGUCGGCCACCAUCAACGCCAACGUGCGGGUGGCCAGGCUGCCUGCCCAGAACGAAGGUGUGGGCAGUGGGGUGCAGUGCCUGGCCAUGGGCUGGGGCCAGCUGGGCACAACCCAGCCACCGCCCAACAUCCUGCAGGAGCUCAACGUGACCGUGGUGACCACCCUGUGCCCCCGUUCCAACGUGUGCACGCUGGUGCCACGCCGGCAGGCCGGCAUCUGCUUUGGGGACUCGGGGGGGCCCCUGGUCUGCAACGGGCUGAUUCAGGGCAUCGACUCCUUCAUCCGUGGAAGUUGUGGCUCCGGCUUCUACCCAGACGCCUUCGCUCCGGUGGCACAGUUCGCCAACUGGAUCAACUCCAUCAUCCGUCGCCAGGACGACCGCCCCUCGGUGCAUCCCAGGGACCCUGCGAGCAGGACCCUCUAGAAAGGGCGCCGCUGGCUGGGCCCUGCCCACGGUGACAAUAAAAACCUGUUGGUUUUCGUAAGAAUGCGCGUGUUUCUUGGUUGUACAACG